AUGUCAACUGAGCCUUACAGCGAACAGGAUUUCGCUUUCUGCGCGUCUUCUUCCCAUUCAAUCUUACUUCGUUUAAUUUUCAUUCAUUCCCUUUCGUUUUCUUUUUUCUUUCUAUUACGUUCCUCCCCUUUCCGCCGUCUCUCUCUCAUUCCUUUGUCCCCCUCCCUUCCUGUCUCCUAUCUCUCUCACAGCCUGUCUCUUUCGCCUUUCUCCCUCCCCAUCGCUAUCGCUAUCGCCUCUCUCAUUCUCUCUCUCCUCCUCUCUCCCAUCUCUCUCCCGUCGCAUCAUUCUCAUUCUCUCCCUCCCUGUCUCACACCUCUCUCAUUCUCUCCCUCCCUAUUUCUUUCCCUCCCCACUUCUCUCCUCUCUUUCACACACUAUCUUCCUGUCUCCCAUCUUCCCCCCAUAUCUCUCUCUACUUGUUCCUCUCUCUCUCUCUCUCCCUCUCUCUCUCUCUCUCUCUCUUUUCUCCGGACUAUGAUGAAGACUGAAAGAUUGAGGAUUUUCUUGAUUGCUUUCUUGUUUCGUCUCUAUUUUCCUUUCUUUCUUUCCUUCUUUCUUUCUUUCUUUCUUUCCUUCCUUCUUUCUUUCUUUUUUUUCAUGGCUACUUCCUUUUUCUUAUCUUUUCUUUUUGAAGAAAAUUUUCUCCUUUUCAUUCAUUUUUCUUUCUCUCUUUUUCUCUCGCUUUUUGCUUUGCUGUUUUUUUUUGUUUUAUUUCUUGUUAGCAGGAUUUUCUUGAUUGAUUGCGUUCUUGCUUUCGUUUUUAAUUUUUUCUUUCUUUACUUCCCUCUUUCCCUCCUUCCUUCCUUCCUUCUUUCUUUCUUUCUUUCUUUCUUUCUUUCCUUCCUUCCUUUUUCUUUCCCUCCUUCCUUCCUGCCUUUUUCUUUCCCUCCUUCCUUCUCUCUUUCUUUCCCUCUUUCUUUCCCUCUUUUCUUCCUUCUUUCUUUCAUUCCUCCCUUUUUCUUUAUUCCUUUCUUAUUUUCUUUCCUGAUUUUUUACUUGUUUACCAUCAGUCUUUAA
Acanthosepion pharaonis is the source of this 1020-nucleotide messenger RNA. Lineage: Eukaryota; Metazoa; Mollusca; Cephalopoda; Sepiida; Sepiidae. The record is from the annotation of a GenBank genome assembly.